Molecule: messenger RNA, 1938 nt
Organism: Penicillium olsonii
Lineage: Eukaryota; Fungi; Ascomycota; Eurotiomycetes; Eurotiales; Aspergillaceae
Source: the annotation of a GenBank genome assembly
AUGACCGAUGCGGGUGUGGUCACCCGACGGUGUUCCUCGGGACCGGAUCACUCAUCGUCAUAUAUAACCACGAACAGCAACUCUAGACUUCAACUCUUCUUGCUGCCAAUUCGUUUGAGCUUACACCUUCAUCAAGACAAGUACGACACGCCUUUCAAUUUAGAGAACACGAAGGACAUACAUUUAAGGCGCAAACGACAGGAUACCGAAAGUAAACCCGCCAUGGCAGGCAACAGAUAUUCCCCGGUUCUGGAGACCAGUCGCAUCUUCUCCGAUCUCUGCGAGCAAUCAGAGCGUUUCAGUCUACCGCCCGAUGUACUUGCCAACAAAGACCGUGUCUCAUUCUCUACUAGCCACAACGAGAUCUACUUCCCCAUUCCAUUCAAGGAAACCGAGACUCUUGCUGCGCUCAAGGGUAUCGAAGGCUCUGUGGCAGCCUCAAUUGCAGAUUUGCGCUUCGGUGCUGGCGCCGAGCCUCGGGGCGUCCAAGUCAGUUUGGAGGCGGCCACUGCGUUUGGAUGCCAAGCAUACUUGGCCAAGGUUGAUGGCCUUUCGAAACUAGACCCUAACGUGAAGUCUAAGUUGAAGAAUACCGAUUUGCUCGCUGCUCAGUCAAACGGCUACCGACGUAUGUCGGCCAAUCUGUACAAGACCAAGAUUCCUGGAGAGUUCUUCCAUAUCCAUGGCUCGUUGGAGGCUACGAAGACAUUGGAAAUGAUAGGGUUGCAGGGCCAUCGACCAGACCUUACCGACUAUGAGGAAAUCAUCAAGGUAAUCGAGGAGAAGACUCAACAGUACACAGCCGCAGAGCUAGAGGAGAUGAACAAGGAGCGACGGCAGGCUGGUGUAACUGCCUACAAAUACGAGGACUUCAUCAAAACUCCCCACGGUAAACUGAAUGUGGCAGAGCCUGCUUGGAAAGUCACCCAGCUGCCCGGUGAUCUUCCACCAACUCCAUUCCCAGCCAACAAUGAAAACAAGAAGAUCCUUCAAGGCGUUAAGGUCCUCGAGAUGUGCCGAAUCAUUGCGGGACCGACUGUGACUCGCAUCCUGGCUGAAUAUGGUGCCGAUGUCUUGAAGAUUACGAGCCCUAGCCUUUCGGACGUUCCUUUCUUCCAAGUUGACGGGAAUAUGGGAAAGCAUGCCGCCGAUCUCGAUCUCAAAAGUGAGGCCGGGCGAGAAUCGUUCGAGAAGCUUUUGGAAGAUGUCGAUGUCAUCGUUGACGGCUACCGGCCCGGUGCCCUAGACAAACUCGGCUACGGCGCUGAAGCCAUGGCCGCCCUCGCCCAGAAGCGCGGAAAGGGCAUCGUGUACGUGAAUGAGAACUGCUUCGGAUAUGAUGGCGAGUGGGCUGGUCGUGCUGGAUGGCAACAGAUCGCUGACUGUGUUACCGGAAUUGCUUGGGCUCAGGGCCAGUUCAUGGGCCACUCUACCCCAGUUGUCCCCCCUUUCCCUAUUUCGGACUACGGCACCGGCUGCAUGGGUGCCAUUGCGGCACUAACGGGUCUCUAUCACCGCGCCAAGACUGGCGGUUCUUACCACGGCAAAGCUUCCUUGAUGCAUUACGAUCUUCUGCUCUUCGCUAUGGGCCAAUACCCAGCUGAUGUGCAAGAGGAGCUUCGCAAAGUGCAAUCCGCAGAUUUCUUCAAACUGCGUCAUUGUGACAGCGUGGAUCGUAUCUCAUCCACAGUCCUCAAAAGCAUGCAGCAACGAUUCCCACACUUGUACAGGGCCGCAGGUGAGGAGUCAGAGGGUCGUAAGCCCUUGACUGAGCUUUGGUCUUCACGCGCUUAUGGCGCUGACAUCGAGGUUGUGACGCCAGUUGCAGUGAUCUCUGGCGUAAACAACCAGUUUGUGCGUUCUAGCCGCCCCAAUGGAUCUGAUCGGGCUUCAUGGGCGGACUUCGAUGUUGUGGAAGAGGAUGUGAAGAAAUGCUAA